Molecule: messenger RNA, 1422 nt
Organism: Aphanomyces invadans
Lineage: Eukaryota; Oomycota; Saprolegniomycetes; Saprolegniales; Verrucalvaceae
Product: NAK protein kinase, variant 1
Exons: 9
Coding region: 9-905 (298 amino acids)
Biological process (GO): protein phosphorylation
Cellular component (GO): cytoplasm
Molecular function (GO): ATP binding; protein serine/threonine kinase activity
Source: RefSeq, a predicted model, not a curated record
GAGUUGACAUGGACAUGGCGGACGAGUACAUGGCGUUUCCUGGAGGGCGGCGGCAAGGCAGCAUCUGCACGACAGUGACAGCGCUGCCGAUGAGCAUCACGUCCAGGAUCUUCUCUUGUUUCAGUUGGAGUGGAGCUGCAUCGAGAAUCGACAUGCAAAGCGGACGUCGCGUACGCAUCGACAAGGGUAUCGCCGAGGGAGGGUUCUCCUUUGUAUAUGCCGUCCAUGACACAGACUCGAUGGAGCAGUUUGCGAUGAAGAAAAUCUCUUGCCAGUCGUCCGAGCAACGACAAACGGUGCUGCACGAACUUGGCGUGCACAAGAAAUGCCACCACAAGAACUUAAUGCCUCUGGUCGACUAUGCAGUGGUGCAUACCGCUGCACCCGAUGUGAGCACGUAUUACCUGCUGUUUCCGUUAGUGGAGAAUGGUUCGUUGAGGCAAUACAUUGACUCCUAUCGAUCACGGCAAGCAUUCAUGCCGGAGCGCGCCGUCCUAGACAUUUUCCUCAAGGUCAGUCACGCUGUCGCCUUUCUUCAUGCACAAGAACCAUGCUUGGUCCACCGCGAUAUCAAGCCUGAGAAUGUGCUGCUUGAUCACGAUCUGGACCCAAUUUUGACGGACUUUGGGUCCGUUGUUGAAGGUGACAUUGCCAUCUUGACGCGGACAGAUGCCCUUCAUGCGCAGGAGGUGGCGUCCAUUCACAGUUCGAUGGCAUAUCGAGCACCAGAGCUGUACGACGUGGCAACUGCAUCCACUCUGACGAGUCAGACCGAUGUGUGGUCCAUGGGGUGCUUGCUGUAUGCGAUGGCAUUUGGAUAUUCGCCUUUUGAGUGCUCCGUCAAUGAUUAUGGCCAGGUGUGCUCGUUCUCGUCCUCACGAUCGAGAGAGUACAUUGCACCUUAACGUACAGCAGGUGAAAAUGACCGAGUGCACCUACUUGGCAGUGCUCGGGACGGUCAAGUUUCCCAGUCAAGUCCCGUACUCGCCGUUCGUGUUGGACCUCAUUCGAUACAUGCUGAUCGUUGACACUACCCAGCGACCUACAAUGGCCAACGUCAUUGAUCGCUUGGAGCAUCGAACGUAAAGCGACCGCUUGUCCUUUCACGACGAAGCAAUCUUUACUCCGUCCUGUCUCGAUUACCCACACGACCCAUUUCAUCUGGACGGCCCCAUAUUACUCUUGUGCACGCCUUUUUCAUGGAGACCAAGUUCUCCCUUCAGAUACAUUUGAAGUCAGCGCCGCGAAGACCAAAGUCUAGUACACUUGCCGGUUAUAAUCAUGCCCUUUCAAAUUGCUAAGAGUUGCCAUAUUGCUCGCGUGGAGAAGUGCGCCGUGGAGAAGUUGAGUCGACCGUUUUUUGUUGGAUCUAUUUUCGUGAAGCGUUACGAAAAUGCUCAAUACUUGAAAGGUCAAAUUGAG